GUGUGAGUCAUGACGUCAGCAUUGGACAUUCCUUCCAAAGAUUAAAGAUAUGGAACAUGUUCAUUCAUGAGAACUGGCUUUAAAAUUGAGUUAGUUCGUCAAGCACAUACCCUGUCCAUCAAUCAUCCAAGGGCUGAGCGCUCAUCAGCAUUGUGAACAUGGCCGACCAUUGGCAGGAUGACACGGACGAGGCCUCGGACGAGCUUCAAGAUUUCCGUUUCGGUGGCAAGGACGCUGUGUUGUUUUUGAUUGAUGCCACUCCCCCAAUGCACGGGCCCCCCUCGGACGGCCUGGAUGACGAAUCUGACCCUGAUACACCCCAGUUCAGUCACUUUCAAAUGGCUAUCAAAGCGGCUUUGCACACUUUGAGGACCCAAAUUCUGAGUUCACCCAAUGACUUGGUGGGCAUUCUCUUGUACGGCACGCAAAAGCAUGUAGGCGUGGAUACUUUCGAGCAUCUUUCAUUAUUGUGUCCUUUGAGUCCGCCUGAGGCGGGUCAUAUUCUUCGAUUGGAGAAAAUCCUGUCGCAGCCUGAUCGGUUUGAAGACGAAUUCGGGACAUGUGAUCGAUUUUCGCUUUACGAUGCUCUUUGGAAGUCGCAGACGCUUUUUGGCGAGGUUCAAGCCGGGAAGAUUGGCACCAAGAAGAUCCUGUUGAUGACCAAUCAGGCGGAUCCACACCAGGACCAGAGUGAUGAACGGAGGAAGGCCAUGAAAAAGGCCAGUGACUUGUUCCAUAAUCACAUCUAUUUGGACGUGCUCCCAUUGGGACCUAAAUUCCAGAUGGAACGCUUCUUCAAGGAUUUGGUCCAAUUGGCCGAUGAUGAUCGUGCGGACUUUGGUGACCCCACCGUCAAGAUGGAUGAUCUGCUCAAGAUCGUUCGGAAACGGAUCCACAAGAAACGAAGCACGGGUAAAGUGUACUUGGAAUUCGGGCCAAACAUGAAGAUCUCGGUAAAUACAUACAACUUUAUUAGCAAAUCGUAUAAACCGAGCAAGGUCAAAUUGGCCAAAGAUACCAACGAGGAGGUUGUCAUUCAGCGAAGCUUUUUCCAUCCGGUUACGGGUGCACCGUUACUGCCUUCGGAUAUAAAAAAGUAUCAGGAUUACGGAGGGAAACGCAUCAAAUUGACCCAAGACGAGACCAAGGCCAUCACCAUGUUGGACGGUGAAUUGGGGAUGAAAAUUGUGGGAUUCAAGCCCUUAUCAUCAUUGAAAUGGGGCCAGUAUGUCCGGUCAAGUAGCUUCAUCUACCCAGAGGAGAAGAUGAUUAAAGGCUCGAGGCAGGUUUUUGCGGCCUUGCUCAUCAAAUGCUUGGAAAAGCGGGUCAUGGCCGUGUGCUCUUUCAAAGCCAGAGAUAGUUCGGGUCCAUCAUUUGUGGCAUUAGUCCCACAAGAGGAGCGGAAAGACUACGAAGGUCAUCAGACUGCACCGCCGGGAUUCCAUGUGGUGUUUCUACCCUUCGCUGACGACUUUCGUGCCACGCCCUCUGUACCAAUGAUUGAACCUGAACCCGAACAACUGAGCGCGGCUAAAGCCUUGGUGAAAAAGAUCAAAAUGAAAGGAUAUCAUCCGGAGGCAUUUAGUAAUCCGGAUCUGCAAUUCCAUUACGCCAUGAUCGAAGCCAUGGCCUUGGAAAGAGAUGAUGUCGAUACUCCCAAGGAUGACACCAUGCCCGAUAUGGAGUUCCUUGCCAAGAAGCUCCAAGACGUUGGGAGAGACUUCUUGGAGAGCGUCUAUCCCGAUGGCUACGACCCUCAAGCCUCUUCGACAAAACGCAAAGCCCCCGCAGCCAAAAAGGAGCCAGCCGUGAAAAAGACCAAAACUGUUGACGUGGAUCAGGAAUUCGAUAUGGGCUCGUACGUAGACAGCAAAACCGUUCCCAAACUCACUGUUCAAGUAUUAAAAGACUACCUCAAAGCCAAUGAUAUCGACGUGGCUGGCAUGAAGAAAGCACAACUGGUUGAUGAGGUGUACAGAUUCUUCAAGUGAAAGAACUGAAAUAAAGCAGCAUAUUUUUAUGCAUAAAUUUAUAUAAAUCUAAGUUCAUUUGAUCACUC
Tigriopus californicus is the source of this 2059-nucleotide messenger RNA. RefSeq names its product X-ray repair cross-complementing protein 6-like (gene Irbp). Gene Ontology annotation, molecular function: DNA helicase activity; damaged DNA binding; telomeric repeat DNA binding. Gene Ontology annotation, cellular component: Ku70:Ku80 complex; nucleus. The record is from RefSeq and is a predicted model, not a curated record. Bases 159 to 1991 code for a protein of 610 amino acids. NCBI's taxonomy places the organism in Eukaryota, Metazoa, Arthropoda, Copepoda, Harpacticoida, Harpacticidae. Gene Ontology annotation, biological process: cellular response to X-ray; double-strand break repair via nonhomologous end joining; cellular response to gamma radiation. The transcript has a single exon.